UUUACUUUGCCCCACUGUCCCCAGACCCCCCUUUUUAAUGCUGCCUCACAGGCAGCUCCAAAUUCCCCAACAUAAGCUUUCAAUUCAUGCUUAAUUUUCCAUUUUCCACUUUUUAAAACCUUGGACAAGUUCCACCUGUGGAUGUUAUGGGUAAGAAGACAAGGCUGUGAUGGUCCAAGUGACAAUGGAAUAAUUUACUACCUGGGACACUUUUUUUUUUCCUGAGAAAGUGGAUUCAAACUGGAUUUACUGGAGCCGUCACCAGUUAAUUCUUCAUGAGGAGGCUUUGUCUCCAAUUUCAAGUAUCCUACCUGAGAUAGUCUACACGUCACAAUGGCUGAAGGAGCCAAAUCUGCCUCCCACGCUGCAGCCACUGGGUCCAGUGACGGAGCAGCAGCGCUACAGACGAGCUCUCUCAGAUCCAAAGGUCUGGGGCUGCUCAACAAGGUGAAAAUGUCUGUUGAGCUGCUGAUUGCCCUUGCUGCUCUCCUGUCCUGGCUGGUUGUAGGUGUGGUGAUGUUUGACUUUGUCGAGUACAAAGCAGUCCCCGACAUCCAGCAGAUCAUAACGGACCCUGUCCAGGCCGUGAACGAUGCAGCUGAUGAGUUGUCCAGUCUGCUCAAUAAGUUUCAAGAAUGCGCACCGGAUUUAAGUGACCCCAUGUCAGCUGCCAGAUACGCAGCCGAGGAAAUAUCAGAAGCAAAAGAUGGGUUUGUUCGAUAUUUGUCAGAUGAAGAAGGGAACUUCUACCUCAGCUACAUUGACCCUGUGGUCAUUGGUAGACAAGCUUUCCAUUCAACGAAUGACUUCAUAGGUGGAGCACUGGGUUCCUUCAGGGACACACUGUGUGCUGUUGUGGAUACGUCACUGGAAACCAUACAAGAUAUUAAAAAAGGAAAAACUGAUCUUAGCUAUAUUGACCCUGUAAUGAUAGGCAGAGGUGUCUUUAAUGCUACUAAUGAGUUCAUGUGUGGAGUGGCGAGCUACAUCCAGGAUGUGCUCUGUUCCAUACUGGACACUACACUGAAUGUAGUGAAAGGAACCGUCGACAUUAGCUUCAUGGACCCUGUGGUAAUAGGAAGAAAUAUAUUCCACAUCACAAAUGACACAGCGAGUGGAAUAUUUGGCUACAUCCAGGACGUGCUCUGUGCCAUCGUAGACAUGAUAGUGGAUGUAUUCAAAGGAACCACUGACAUUAGUUUCAUUGACCCCGUGGUUGUUGGCAGAAAUGCCUUCAGUGUUACUAAUGACUUUGUGAGUGGAAUAUUUGGCUACAUCCAGGGCGUGCUCUGCGCAGUCUUCGAUGUCAUACUGGACACGUUAAAAGAUAUCCAGCAUACUUUGGGAUUUAGCCCCAUGUCAGUUUUUAAGUCAGCAGUAGAAAUCACCAAAGAGCAGACAAACCUGCUUGUGAGCUACAUCUCCUCAACACUGAUUGGUGAACAAGGAAUCGUGCCUGAAUUGUCCAUCGACCCAAUGAAAGUUGUUGAAGAUGCUGUGUCGGAGCUCACAGACAAGAAGGACUUAUUCUUAGCUUACAUGUCAAGCAUGAUUGUUGGUGAUCAGGGGGAACCUGUCACCACCCCAGGUGUAAAUGUAGUAACAGAAAAAGAUGAAGCUGUACCUUCCCCAUCUGAUAUUAAUUUAGUAAGAAGGAAAGGGGAAUUUCUGCCUCCAUUUGAAAAAGUUCUGAAAGAGGCAAAGGAAAGACAUGCAAUAGAAGAAGUUAAAGAUGGCAUUAUUAAAGAUCUCAAAGCUGCGGCACCUGAGAUGGAGAAGAAAAAAGAUAAGGAAGCCAAAGAGUUUGAAACUGUAGAGAUAAAACCAAAAGAAGUAAAACUAAAGGAGAAGCCCAAAGUUGACACAAAACCUCUUAAACUGAAACAAAAGAAGCCCAAAGAAGAAGAGCCAGUAAAGAAGCUGCUCAGAAAAGAUGUAAAAGAACUGCCCAAAGAAAAGAAAAAAGACGUCAAACCUAAAGAUGAGAGGGAAGUGAAAAAACCUCCCAAAGGAAAAGACGAGGCGAAGAAACCAAUUCACGCAGAGGUCAAAGCAACAAAACCACCUAAGAAGGAAAAAGAUUUCAAGAAGAUUUCCAAAGAAAGGAAGAGGGUUAUGAAACCAGCGACAGAAGAGGAACAAGUCAAGAAACCUCCCAAAGAAGAAAAAGAAAUCAAGAAAACACCUAAAAAAGAGAAAGAAGUAAUUAAAGCUACCAGAGAAGUUAAAGAGGAAAAGGAACCAAUAAGACAAAUAAAAGAAGUCAAGAAACCACCCAAAGAAGAGAAAAAGGUCAGAAUACUAGCAAAAAUAGAGAAAGAAGUAACCCAACCUCCUAAAGAUGAGAAGAAACCACCUACAGUAAAGACGGAACUUAAGAAACUUCCUAAACAAGACAAAGACUUGAAGAAACCCCUCAAAGAAGAGAAGGAGAGAAAACCUCUUAAAGAAGAGCAAAAAUCACCCAAACAAGAGAAAAAAGAAGAGAAACCUGAGAAGGAACAUCUCAGAAAAGAGAAGGAAGAGAAGAAACCUCUUAAGGAAGCAAAACCUGAGAAGGAACAUCUCAAAAAAGAGAAGGAAGAGAAGAAACCUCUUAAGGAAGAGAAACCUGAGAAGGAACAUCUUAAAAAAGAGAAGGGAGAGAAGAAACCUCUUAAGGAAGAAAAGGAAGAGAAGAAACCUCUCAAAAAGGAGAAGGAAGACAAGAAACCUCUUAAGGAAGCAAAACCUGAGAAGGAACAUCUCAAAAAAGAGAAGGAAGAGAAGAAACCUCUUAAGGAAGAGAAACCUGAGAAGGAACAUCUUAAAAAAGAGAAGGGAGAGAAGAAACCUCUUAAGGAAGAAAAGGAAGAGAAGAAACCUCUCAAAAAGGAGAAGGAAGACAAGAAACCUCUUAAGGAAGCAAAACCUGAGAAGGAACAUCUCAAAAAAGAGAAGGAAGAGAAGAAACCUCUUAAGGAAGCAAAACCUGAGAAGGAACAUCUUAAAAAAGAGAAGGAAGAGAAGAAACCUCUUAAGGAAGCAAAACCUGAGAAGGAACAUCUCAAAAAAGAGAAGGAAGAGAAGAAACCUCUUGAAGAAGAAAAGGAAGAGAAGAAACCUCUCAAAAAGGAGAAGGAAGAGAAGAAACCUCUUAAGGAAGAGAAACCUGAGAAGGAACAUCUUAAAAAAGAGAAGGGAGAGAAGAAACCUCUUAAGGAAGAAAAGGAAGAGAAGAAACCUCUCAAAAAGGAGAAGGAAGACAAGAAACCUCUUAAGGAAGCAAAACCUGAGAAGGAACAUCUUAAAAAAGAGAAGGAAGAGAAGAAACCUCUUGAAGAAGAGAAACCUGAGAAGGAAUAUCUCAAAAAAAAGAAGGAAGAGAAGAAACCUCUUGAAGAAGAAAAGGAAGAGAAGAAACCUCUCAAAAAGGAGAAGGAAGAGAAGAAACCUCUUAAGGAAGAAAAACCUGAGAAGGAACAUCUCAAAAAAGAGAAGGAAGAGAAGAAACCUCUUAAAGAAGAAAAGGAAGAGAAGAAACCUCUCAAAAAGGAGAAGGAAGAGAAGAAACCUCCUAAGGAAGCAAAACCUGAGAAGGAACAUCUUAAAAAAGAGAAGGAAGAGAAGAAACCUCUUAAGGAAGAAAAACCUGAGAAGGAACAUCUCAAAAAAGAGAAGGAAGAGAAGAAACCUCUUAAAGAAGAAAAGGAAGAGAAGAAACCUCUCAAAAAGGAGAAGGAAGACAAGAAACCUCUUGAAGAAGAGAAACCUGAGAAGGAACAUCUCAAAAAAGAGAAGGAAGAGAAGAAACCUCUUAAGGAAGCAAAACCUGAGAAGGAACAUCUUAAAAAAGAGAAGGAAGAGAAG
This is a messenger RNA of Oreochromis aureus, 3849 nucleotides long. Its product is annotated as titin homolog. The record is from RefSeq and is a predicted model, not a curated record. The annotation marks the transcript as partial. Gene Ontology annotation, cellular component: sarcoplasmic reticulum; membrane. NCBI's taxonomy places the organism in Eukaryota, Metazoa, Chordata, Actinopteri, Cichliformes, Cichlidae. The transcript is spliced from 17 exons. Gene Ontology annotation, molecular function: signaling receptor binding.